This is a messenger RNA of Paramecium pentaurelia, 449 nucleotides long. Lineage: Eukaryota; Ciliophora; Oligohymenophorea; Peniculida; Parameciidae. The record is from the annotation of a GenBank genome assembly.
UUAUGAGUGAAUACUUUAUGCAGUUUUAAAAAUUAUAAAAAAGAAUUUAACUAAGAGAAAAGGCUUCAGAUGAAGCUUGGUAAGUACUUUAAGGAGAAGAAAGACAAAAUUUAUUAAAUGGAAUUAAUUUUUAUAAUUACAGAUUCUUUGCUUUAAGAACAUUUCCUAUUGCUAUUAUUGGUAUUUUAUUGAUGACACCAGUAUUGUAAACAAAAAGUAGAUUCUUUGUUAAGGAGUUAUCUUUGAUUUUUGGAUUUAGUGGAGGCAUCAUUUAUGGAGAUUAUCAAAAUAGUGAAUACUUUUGGAAUAAUUAUGGUAAAAUUAUUAUGGAAAAUACAAAUUAUAAUGAUUCUGGAUUAACAUAAGAUUAGAUGGAGAAAAUGAGAAAACUUUAUGAAAAAAGCAAAAACUACAGGCCUGAUAAUAAAACUGAUAAAAUGUAUGAAUGA